Metopolophium dirhodum (rose-grain aphid) is the source of this 1177-nucleotide messenger RNA. RefSeq lists its product as uncharacterized. The record is from RefSeq and is a predicted model, not a curated record. NCBI's taxonomy places the organism in Eukaryota, Metazoa, Arthropoda, Insecta, Hemiptera, Aphididae. Bases 66 to 635 code for a protein of 189 amino acids. The transcript has 4 exons.
UCACUGAAAGACAGCGUCCAACAACAGACGGCAACUUGGUGUCUGUUAAUUAUAUUAUAAAUGAUAUGGAUCAAAAUAAAGAGGCUGAUGAACAAAUGACAACUUCAGUUGAAGCUCAUGCUGAUUUAAUACAGGAAGUUGACCAUAUUGCAUUUCCAUCUGAUCCUUGUAAAAAAGUCGUCGAUGACGAACAAUACAUGUAUAAAAUCACUGAAGGACAGCAUCCAACAUCAAACCGCAACUUGGUGUCUGUUAAUUAUAUUAUAAAUGAUAUUGAUCAAAAUAAAGAGUAUGCUGAAGAAAUGGCAACUCUAGUUGAUGUUGAUUUAAUACCGGAAGUUGAUCAUACAGCAAACUUCAAAAUAAAUAAAUAUUUAGACAACCAGACAACAAAUUUAAGCAGUCAUUUUCAAUUCCCAAACUUACAAAGAAAAAAAAAUUUUAUGGCGAGUAUGAUAAAAUUGAAUAUAAUAACUCAUCAAGUAGUUUUGAUGAACAAGAUUCCGGUUCUAAAUAUAAACAUCAUAAUGAUACUUUGUCAAUCAGUAGCUCAUUAUUACAUGAAAUGGACAGCAAUGAGUCUGACAUCGAAGAACAACAACUUCCAAGUACAUCUAAUGGCUCAGUUAUUCUAACACCUUCCCGCAUAUCUAAUGUGAAGUUAUCUGUACCUUUUAUAUCAAGUAAUUUUAAUUUUGAUGGAGAAGUUGAAACGAGUAAAAAAAAAUAUCACCAACAUGAAUUUGGGAUAAGAUAGACCAUUGUUUAUGUUGUGAGACAAAUGUCACAAAUUUCACUAGGCAUUUAUUGCGAAAACAUAAUGAAGAAAUUGAAGUUAUUAGGUUUAUGGCGUUACCUAAAGGCUCUGCUGAGCGUAAAAAAGAAGCAGAUAUUUUGAGAAAGCGUGGAAAAUUUUUAUUUAAUGUUGAUGGGAAGUCUAAAAUAAAACCGGUACGUCGUCCAUAUUAAUUUCAAACAAAAUCUUCAGUAAGUGAUUAUUUACCAUGUAAGCAUUGCUUAGGUAUGUUUUAAAAAAAAUAUUUGUACAGACAUUUUAAAAUAUGUAAAAAUGUUAAAAUUCAAACUAAAAAAAGAAAUCAAGCUCAGGCAGAUGGCCAAAACCUUUUAUCAUUUACAGAUACAGAUGAACAAUUAGUAAAAAAUGUCUUUCCUAGAA